CUAAACCCUAAUGAUCAACGUCGCACGGUUUUUUCUCUGGUCGCACGGUUUUUUCUCUCGUCCUGGAGAGCUCUCGUUUUUUCCUCUUUUGAAUAGUGCGACGUUUUGUUUUCCCGCGCUGGCCGAGAGCUCCUUUCUCUGCUGGUUUCGCUGUGAUUCUCGAUUCCUCUAUUCUGUUCCGUUGUUUCUCUGUAUCUGUAUCUCAUCUGUUUGUGGUGCUCUCCCUCUGUUUGCCUGGUUUCACUGGCUCUAUGGCUGAUGAGAUUGUGUUAAAGCUUUCUGGGAUGGACCUGACAGAAGAUGAAGAGGCGCUCAUUAGUAUAGACGAAUCAGUUACCAGUGAAGGGGUUGAAGAAGCGAUUAAAGAACUGGGGGUGGCAGGGAAGAUUGUCACGGGCAAAUUCCCUUCCGAGAAAAUACUGAAAAGAAUCCUAAGCGAAGCCUGGAAACUGAAGAAAGAGUUCGAUGUUCAAGUAAUGAGAAGUAAUAUUCUCAGAAUCCAGUUGUACUGCGUUGAAGACAAAAACAAGAUCCUACAUGGGGGUGAAAAGAAGGGUGAAAAGAAGCUGGAAAAGAGCCCACAGGAUGGUGAAACAACCCUCUGUGUGUAUGAAGACCUUUCGAGGGAGCUAAAGGGUGCUAGCGUGCGGGAUAGAGAAGGGAAUGAUCAGAAUCAAUGGGGUGACAGGGAGGAAGAACAAGGGAAGGAGACUCAAAUCAGUGAACAGGUGACUACUAAGGAGGAGGAGGAUAGAAGGGUUGUUGUUAAACAAUUGAGGAUGGAGGACAUCUCUCAACUGAAACCUCUGAUGAGUCAAAAGGAGGAUGAAAGGAGGAAGUGGAAAAGAGUUGUUAGGAAGAAAUCUCCCAAUGAUGAGCAAAAUCAGAGUCAGGGGUCUACUGGAAAAAGGGGGGCACCAGAGGCUAUGGACGUGGAUGUGGUGUCCUGUGUAGAAAAACGUCCAAAAGGGAAUACUAUUACAUCAGUGGAUGGCGAUGUGGCGGACCUUGCGGAUGAGCAAGGCCGCCGAGCCCAAUGAAGAUCCUAAGCUACAACUGUCGAGGUUUGGGCAGCCCCUCGGCAGUUGCUAAACUAAAAAGGCUGGUCAGAAGGAAUCAACCCCAUAUUAUCUUUCUUAUGGAAACAAAAAAGGAUGAGAAAGGUUGGAAGGAAGUUCAAAAGGCUCUUGGGUAUUCUGGUGGUCUGGGUGUGGCGGCUAGUAACGAGAAAGGUUGGAAGGCAGGGGGAUUAUGCUUGUUUUGGACGGAGGAUGUCCUGGUCUCAAAACUGGAUUCCUCCCUCCAUCAUAUUGAUGUUAUCAUUUCGUCAAACAAUGAGGAGGAGCGUUGGCGCUUCUCGGGUUUCUAUGGUUGGGCCACCAGAGGGGAAAGAUUCGAUUCUUGGAAUCUUCUUAGAAGUCUUAGAAAUGGCUGUAACCUACCUUGGGUUUGCAUGGGGGAUUUUAACCAAAUUUUGUCGGGGGAAGAAAAGAGAGGGGGAAACCCCAUUAAUGAAGCUCAGAGUUUAAGGAAGCUCUGGAAUUCUGUGGCCUUCUUGACUGUGGGUUUGAAGGUUAUCCUUUCACAUGGGAGAAUAACAGGGAUAACGACAG
Molecule: messenger RNA, 1613 nt
Organism: Linum trigynum
Lineage: Eukaryota; Viridiplantae; Streptophyta; Magnoliopsida; Malpighiales; Linaceae
Source: the annotation of a GenBank genome assembly